GACAUCAUUGCCAUCAGCUGCUCCUGGUGUAAAGCUGCAUAUCACAACAAGACCACAUGCUUCAUGAUGCAGCAGAUAGAGGAGCAGUGCACUCUGGGUAUUCAUGCCAGCAUCAUUGUUCCACCAUCUUGGAUCAUCAAACUACCCAAAAAGGGGUCUUUCAAGUCAUCUUUAAGAGCAAGCAAGAAAAGAAAAGCUUCAGUGAAAAAGCGCAGAAGUAAAGAUGAUUCCAAGCCUUUCAUCCUCAAACCUAUUCCAUCUCCAUUGAUAAAACCGGUUGUAGUUUUUAUAAACCCAAAGAGUGGUGGAAAUCAGGGAGCUAAACUAUUCCACAAAUUCUGUUGGCUUCUGAAUCCUCGACAGGUGUUUGAUCUAUCUCAGGGAGGGCCUAAGUACGGACUGGAUCUGUAUAAGAAAGUGCCUAAUUUACGAAUCUUAGCGGCAGGUGGGGAUGGAACUGUGGGUUGGAUCUUGUCCACCAUAGACCAGCUGGGUUUGUUCCCACCCCCUCCUGUUGGCAUUCUUCCCAUUGGCACAGGCAACGAUUUGGCUCGCACACUCAACUGGGGAGGGGGUUACACAGAUGAACCAAUCUCAAAAAUUUUAUGCAACAUUGAAGAUGGACAGAUAGUCCAGUUAGACAGGUGGAACAUCGAAGUUACAAGCAAUGAAAGUGCAGAUGGAGAUGUGACAGAAGAUUUGAUCACCGACACUCUGCCUCUGAAAGUGUUCAACAACUACUUCAGUCUUGGAGCUGAUGCUCAUGUGGCCUUGGAGUUCCAUGAAUCCAGGGAGGCCAACCCAGAGAAAUUCAGUAGUAGAUUCAGAAAUAAAAUGUUCUAUGCAGGGGCAGGUGGAAGGGAUCUACUCAAGCGAAGCUGGAAAGGUUUUGCAGAGCAUAUCAAGCUAGAGUGCGAUGGGAUUGAUUUAACUCAGAAGAUCCAGGAUAUGAAGUUACACUGUCUGCUUAUUCUCAACAUUCCAAGAUAUGCCAGUGGUACAUUACCCUGGGGAAAUCCAAAUGCAGUGGGAUUUGAACCCCAGACCCAUGAUGAUGGCAACUUAGAGGUUAUAGGGUUUACCUACUCGUCACUGGCAACUCUGCACGUGGGGGGACAUGGGGAGAGGUUGAUGCAAUGUCGGCAGGUCCGGUUGACCACCUACAAGUCCAUGCCUAUGCAAGUGGAUGGAGAGCCCUGCAGGCUGCGGCCAUCACAUGUCAACAUUACAUUCCGCAACCAGGCCAACAUGAUUGUCAAACCAAAACGUCGAGGUUCUGUGCCUAUUGUUAAUGAUCCUCCUUCGUCUGUGCCAGAACGUUUAAGGAUCCAAGUGAGCCGGAUUGGCAUGACGGAUUACGAGUCCCUCAAUUUUGACAAGGAUAAACUGCGUAAAGCUUCCAUGCCACUGGGUAUUAUUGUAGUGGACAACAAUGCUGACCUGGAGCAAGUGAGAGAAGAGAUCAACAAGAUGCAGUCUCAUUUUCAGAAUGGUGCAAGUGAGACUCUCAGCGCUGUCAGAUUAUCAUCUCAGUGGUGUUUUCUGGAUUCAACAACAGCUGAAAGAUUUUUCCGGAUUGACAAAGCUCAGGAAAGUCUUCACUACAUCUCUGAUAUUUCAUCGGAAGAUUUAUAUGUCCUGGAUGCAGAAUUGACCCCAGCAUCUUCUUUUUUAAGACCAGAAUUUAUUGCCACCAACGGACAAAGGGAGUUCACUCUGCAAGCAAAUGAUGCAGUUCCUGACAGCAGUGAUAAAACUCUGACCUUGAACUUCACAUUCCCUGUACCUGUGUCACCUCCCAAGUCUCCCACUCUUCUUCACCGCAUUAUGCCAAAUACAAUGUCAUCUGACUGUGCGGAAAAAAUUCGUCCAGCAGAAAGUUUGGAAAACAUGCUUCAGCCACAACCACCUACUGUGGCCAGCAGCUCAGAGCCUGGGAGUCCAAACUCCAGCACUGCCACCCAGGAGAAGCAUUAUCACUUUCAGGCAGUGGAAAGUACUUCUGAAGACAAGUCUCCUGCCACGUCAUCUCUUGAUAAACAAUUAAUUGAUGCAUCAAAAACGGGUGAAAUCCAGAAGAUUGCAGAACUCAACCAUAAGGGAGCUAACCUGUUAGCCACAGAUCAGUAUGGAAUGACUGCCCUUCACCAUGCUGCCAGAUUUGGACACAAGUGUGUUGUCAAAUUUCUUAUCGAUAAUGCUCCUCCUGUCAUACUGGACAUGGUGGAACAUGAAAAAGGUCAGACAGCCCUGCACAAGGCAGCCUGGUAUCAGAGAAGGACAAUCUGUCACAUGCUUGUGGCAGCUGGCGCAUCUUUAACCAAGACUGACUUCCAAGGUAACUCCCCCCGACAGCAGGCACUCAAGGCAGAAGACAAAGAACUGGCAGCUUAUUUAGAAAAUCAAGAGCAUUUUCAGCUUGUGCAGUCUGAAGACCAAGAGACAGCAGUAUAG
Candidula unifasciata is the source of this 2454-nucleotide messenger RNA. The record is from the annotation of a GenBank genome assembly. Lineage: Eukaryota; Metazoa; Mollusca; Gastropoda; Stylommatophora; Geomitridae.